AGAGAAUCGAGAGUGAAUCGAUAAGCACGUGGUGGGGCUGGUAAAUGUGGUAGAGGGCAAACGGGAAUAUUCGAGAAAGGAAAGGAGAACACUGCCGAGGCGGCUGAGUACAACGUGCACGAGUAUAGUCGUUGGGCCAAGCUUUUAUUACUUAAAAAGCACGUGUUAUAACAAUGGCUGCAGCCAAUGCUAUUAAGAGGUUGGUGCCUCUCUUCGAUAGAGUUCUUGUACAGAGAGCAGAAGCUAUAACGAAAACGAAAGGUGGUAUCGUUUUACCCGAGAAAGCCCAAGCUAAAGUUUUGCAAGGAACCGUCGUGGCGAUAGGGCCUGGACAAAGGAACGAUAAAGGAGAACAUGUUCCUUUAAGUAUCAAAGUCGGCGACGUUGUCCUACUGCCAGAGUAUGGUGGCACCAAGGUAGAACUCGAGGAUAAUAAAGAAUUUCACUUAUUCCGCGAGUCGGAUAUACUGGCAAAGUUAGAAGUUUAAAUUUCUAUUUGGCUUAUGUUUGCAAUUUUUUUUAACUAUCGUUUCAUAAGAACUAUAGAAAUAAGAGAUAGUGAGAUGCGAAAGAUCUCGAAAAAAUGUUUCUUGUUCAUUAUGACAUAAUAAUUGUAUUAUUCCUUAUUGCAUCGUUUCGUAUAUAAAAAAGCCAAAAAUAAAACAUUCGUUGUGUUUAUAUAA
This is a messenger RNA of Ceratina calcarata, 683 nucleotides long. RefSeq names its product 10 kDa heat shock protein, mitochondrial. Gene Ontology annotation, cellular component: mitochondrial matrix; mitochondrion. Bases 174 to 488 code for a protein of 104 amino acids. The record is from RefSeq and is a predicted model, not a curated record. The transcript is spliced from 3 exons. Gene Ontology annotation, molecular function: metal ion binding; ATP binding; protein folding chaperone. NCBI's taxonomy places the organism in Eukaryota, Metazoa, Arthropoda, Insecta, Hymenoptera, Apidae.